AUGUCAUCCCUCCUCUUUAACCUUGUGAUUGAUUGGAUACUAAAGAACACAGUAGACAGGAUAUUGAGAGGCAUACGAUGGACUCCAUUCACCAUGCUUGAGGACCUUGAUUUUGCAGUUGCACUCCUAUCACAUAAACACGAACAUAUACCCAAAAAAAGUAACAAACUACACAGCACAGUAGAAAAAGUGGGACUCAGGAUAAAUGAAAAGAAAACUAAGAUCAUGACAAACAGUCCAAACCAACAACCAGUGACCAUAAAUAACCAAACACUCGAAAAUGUAAAACAUUUCACAUAUCUUGGUAGUGAGGUGUCCCUACUGGGAGGGACAGAGGAAGACAUUUUGAAGGAUUUUGAAGGAUGA
Messenger RNA from Candidula unifasciata, 366 nucleotides. The record is from the annotation of a GenBank genome assembly. NCBI's taxonomy places the organism in Eukaryota, Metazoa, Mollusca, Gastropoda, Stylommatophora, Geomitridae.